AGUCAAAAUAUGUAACCCGGAAGUUGGUAGCAAACGUGUUAGCCGGCUUCCAGAAUUUUGCAAUAUUUUUAUUCAUUUAUGUAGAGAGUUUACAACAUUUCAGUUUUAUAAUAAUGCCAACAGUGUCUGUGAACAAGGAGGAGCUUUUCCAGGUGUUAGGCAGGAGCUAUACAUUUGAAGAAUUUGACGAGUUGUGUUUUGAGUUUGGACUGGAAGCUGAAACAGCUGAGGAUGAAGAAGGGCAGGGGGACAGCAAUGAGGAAAUCUACAAAAUAGAGGUACCAGCCAAUAGAUAUGACUUGCUCUGUAUUGAAGGUAUUGGAAGAGCCCUACUUGUUUUCCUGGAAAGGUUGAAGGCACCAAGGUACAAGUCAGUGGCCCCAGCAUCUGGUCAGAGACAGCAGCUCAAGAUAUUGCCUGCUACAGGACAGGUACGUCCUCAUGCUGUGGCUGCUGUACUAAGAAAUAUAAAAUUUACAGAGGACAGAUAUAAAAGUUUCAUAGAUCUUCAAGAUAAACUCCAUCAGAACAUCUGCAGGAGGAGAACACUGGUUGCCAUAGGAACCCAUGACCUUGACACUAUGCAAGGACCAUUCAUAUACGAUGCUAAACCACCAGCUGAUAUUAAAUUCAAGGCACUAAGUCAAACACAAGAAUACACAGCUGUAGAACUGAUGAAACUGUAUUCUGGAGAUAGUCAUUUGAAGACAUACCUACCUAUCAUCCAAGAUAAACCAGUGUAUCCCAUAAUCUAUGAUAAAAAUGGAGUUGUUCUGUCUAUGCCCCCUAUUAUAAAUGGUGAACAUACAAAGAUCACCUUGGAGACAAAGAAUGUUUUCAUAGAAUGUACGGCGACAGAUCUGACCAAGGCUAAAAUAGUGCUGGACACAGUUGUCACAAUGUUUGGUCAGUAUUGUGAGGAACCGUUUAUUGUAGAGCAGGCAGAAGUGAUACAACCAGAUGGUACUACAGUUAUAUAUCCUGAGUUGGCAUACAGACAUGAAGUUGUAAAUGUGGAAGAAAUCAACAAAAAAGUUGGCAUAGAUAUAAGUGGAGAGGAAAUGGCAAGAUUAUUGACAAAAAUGUACCUAGAGUCAGAGGUGAUUGAUGGUGGCAAAAACCUCAAAGUAGAAGUCCCACCCACCAGAGCUGAUGUACUUCAUGCAUGUGAUAUAUUUGAGGAUGUGGCAAUAGCAUAUGGCUUCAACAAUCUGAAAUGGACCAUACCCGACACAAACACUAUCUCCAAUCAGUUCCCGUUGAACAAGUUGACAGAUCUGAUGCGACAGGAAGUAGCUGCGUCCGGAUUCACCGAAGUUCUCACAUUUGCUCUGUGUUCGAGAGAUGAUAUAUCAGAUAAACUGAGACAGGACAUUAAAACAAGGAACGCUGUUCAUAUUGGCAACCCGAAAACACUUGAAUUUCAGGUUGCCAGGACAACAUUGUUACCAGGGAUACUUAAAACCAUCUAUCACAACAAGAAUAUGCCACUGCCACUGAAACUGUUCGAAAUAUCUGAUGUCAUCUUCAAAGAUGAUAAUAAAGAUGUUGGAGCAAGAAAUGAGCGCCAUUUGUGUGCAGUGAACUACAACAAGACGUCAGGAUUUGAGAUAAUACAUGGUUUAUUAGAUAGAAUAAUGCAGUUGUUAGAGAUACCAGCAACAGUAGAUGGGACUGGAUACUUCAUUAAAGCUUCUCAAGAUGGAACUUUCUUCCCCGGGCGAUGUGCAGAUAUCAUGGUAAAAGGAAAAUGUAUAGGAAAGCUGGGAGUUCUACAUCCGGAAGUGAUCACCACCUUUGACCUAAACAUGCCUUGUUCUGCCCUAGAAAUAAACCUAGAGGCACUCAGUUAGUGUAACUAACAACAUAGACAUUAUGAAAUGUUAAUCGAACAUUAUUAAGGACUGGCUUGUGGAAGGUUUUAAAAUUAUUAGUUUUCCAGUUUUAGGAAUGCGGUCUUCUUUCUUAGGAAAACGUUUAUUCUGGUGCACACUAAAAUUGUUUGCAUGAAUUUAAGGGUUUCUUUCUAUGGGUUUGGAGUUAGAGUAUUUUAAGACUUAAUUAAAAAGGAUUUUUAUAGGAGUUUAUUUCAAUGGUUGAUUCAGCUUUGAAAUAAAUUUACAGUUAUAAAUGUAAAGUACCAAUUAUGCUAUAAAUGGAAGGGCAGAUCUCCAAAAAUGCACAAUGCCAAUGAUGUGUAGAUUUUAAUAUUCUUUCUAAAUUGAAAAGUAACCUAGCAGGGCAGUCCUUUGAAUGUUACUACACACAAACUGAACAGCUUUUUAAAGUGGUAUUUAUUUACUGUUGUAAUUUAAAAUUGAUUUGACCUUGCAAUAUAUAUAUGUUUGCUGUCUACAGUAUAACUCUGCAUGCAUCAUGACAUUGUUAUAUAACUUAAGUAAUUAGGUCAUACAGUAAGGAACACUGGAGCACGCAACAAGAGGCUACAAUUUAUUAUUUUAUUUAUUUAGAAUAUAAGAUGUGUAAAUUAUAAAAAUUUUAAUAAUGUGAGAAAUGUUGACAAAUGCAUUAAGUGAACAUGUUCUUUAUAGAAUGACAGUAAAUGAUGUACACUACAUGUGUUGCAGAAAUUGUUUGGGAUAUGAAUAUAAAGAUAUUUUCUUUCUAUACAAUGCCUAUCAGUAGAAAAUUUUAGUGCCAAUAUUUCCUUUCUGAAGAAUUGGAACUCUUUAUUGUCUUUUUGUUACACAGUUGCAAUAUUUUCCGAUUGAUUGUAUGUAUUUUACAUUUUCAUUUAGAUGUAAUAAAAAUAUAUAAAAUACCCCAAUUUUGAUGAUUAGAUGGUUUCAAAUAUACAUAUUGUAGAUGUCAUACAGGACACAAGUCAGAUGAAGGUGAAACAUUUUAGCACACAUUCUAAAGAUAUACAUGAAAUGAUGAUCAAAAUUUAAUGAUAACAUCCUUUAUUUAUUCAACAGUUUUGUUACAUUUUUCAUGUCAGAUACAAUAAACCACUUUAAUACCUGA
Molecule: messenger RNA, 2988 nt
Organism: Mercenaria mercenaria
Lineage: Eukaryota; Metazoa; Mollusca; Bivalvia; Venerida; Veneridae
Product: phenylalanine--tRNA ligase beta subunit-like
Exons: 19
Coding region: 114-1853 (579 amino acids)
Biological process (GO): phenylalanyl-tRNA aminoacylation
Cellular component (GO): phenylalanine-tRNA ligase complex; cytoplasm
Molecular function (GO): phenylalanine-tRNA ligase activity; RNA binding; magnesium ion binding
Source: RefSeq, a predicted model, not a curated record